UCUCUCUCUCUACCCAAGGAGUUAAGAGCAUCUCUCUCUCUACCCCAAGGGUUUGAGCCUCUCCUCUCUCUCACUAGAAAAAUAUAGGUGCCUUGUUCUGGAUACUCUCUCUCUCUCUCUAGAAUAAUAUAGGUGACUUGUUCUGGCUACUCUCUUUCUCUCUCUACAAUAAUACUGAUGUUUGCUUUUGGCAUGGCCAGAACAACAGAUGGUCUCUUUCUAAAUCUACACCAUUGAGGGCAGAGCAUCUCUCUCUCUCUCUCUCUCUGUAUAUAGGGUGCCUUUUUUCUCUGUUUUUCUCUAACAACCUUCUCUUCUCUCUCUAGUCAUAUUCAAGACAGGAAAGUAGAGAGAGAAAGAAGGAAAACAAAGAUAUAAAAGAAGUUGGGGUCUUUUAGAUCUCCCUCUCUCUCUCUCUAAAAGCACCGAGAACGGAAGAAAGAGAGAGAAGCAAAGGCAAUGGCGGAGAAGGAGUUCUCUACCGAUCACGACCAUUCAGAAAGCAUGCAAAGCUCUGAUCUUUUGGACUCCGUUAAUGAGAAAACCCUAAAAGAAGAAGGAGGUGUUGCAUUUGGAGAUCAGAAGAAGAAUAGGAAGAAGAAGAAGAAGAGUGUUUUGUUGGAAGGAUAUGUGGAUGAGGAGAGAGAAGGUGAGAAUGGGGUUGUUAAUGGGGAGAGAGAGAAGGGUGAGAAGAGCUUUAUGAGGACCAAGAGUUUAACAGAUGGGGAUUUGGAUGAGUUGAAAGGGUGCGUCGAUUUAGGGUUUGGAGGGUUUAAUUAUGAGGAGAUACCAGAGCUCUGCAACACUUUGCCUGCACUCGAGCUCUGUUACUCCAUAAGCCAGAGGUUCAUGGAGGAUCAGAACAAGUCUCCUGAUGCUUCCUCCAUUGCUAAUUGGAAGAUUUCAAGCCCAGGUGACCAUCCAGAGGAAGUGAAAGCGAGGCUCAAGUUUUGGGCACAGGCAGUGGCAUGCACUGUUAGGCUAUGCAACUAGCUGCUGAAGAGGGGGCAAAAAUCCUCUUUAUUAUGGUGAAGGAGAACUUCAUGUUAAUCAAUGGAAGAAGCUUAAUUUUGAUGGAAAUUUGGGGCUAUUCCUAUUCUAGAUAAUGAGAUUUCAGCUACUGACUACCAAAAUCAUGAGUUUUCGCCGGAUUCGGCCUUGCCACGGAAUGACAACUCGCCGGGAAAUGAUGUCGGAAAUAACUGAAGGUUCAUGAGAUUAACAAAAUAUAAAAAAUUAAGGAAUUUGACCCAAAAUGCCUUAAAAUAUGGAUUAUGUAUGAUAAAUAAGAAAACUAUUCUAUAUUUCUCUACUUUGGAUCCUUUGUUAAGGUUCCCAUUCUAUAAUUAAAUAAUUUUGGGGCUUCAUCAGAACUUUUUUUUAUGCUAAAUAGAUGGCAAAAUAUAUUCUUUAAGGUCUUGAUUAA
Messenger RNA from Amborella trichopoda, 1426 nucleotides. RefSeq lists its product as uncharacterized. NCBI's taxonomy places the organism in Eukaryota, Viridiplantae, Streptophyta, Magnoliopsida, Amborellales, Amborellaceae. The record is from RefSeq and is a predicted model, not a curated record.